Molecule: messenger RNA, 2135 nt
Organism: Drosophila yakuba
Lineage: Eukaryota; Metazoa; Arthropoda; Insecta; Diptera; Drosophilidae
Gene: grsm
Product: probable aminopeptidase NPEPL1
Exons: 7
Coding region: 1-1974 (657 amino acids)
Biological process (GO): proteolysis
Cellular component (GO): cytoplasm
Molecular function (GO): manganese ion binding; metalloaminopeptidase activity
Source: RefSeq, a predicted model, not a curated record
AUGGAACCCUAUCCAAACGGCUAUUUAAGUUUCACGGUUGAAAAGCAUCUUGAAUCCCGGAACGUCCCAAUGGAGGACGCACUGCGUCAGGGAGCGGAGUGCUGGAAUGCGUUAGAUUCGCGAGAAAAACGCCAGUACCGAUCGAAAUACCAGAAACGAUGCCUCAACAAAAGCUCCACUUCGCGUCAUCGACGCAAGCCGGAGAAACUCAAACGUAUGGGCAGCUGCCGCAGGGCCAUAGUUCCCAAAUGUGCCCGGAAGUCCAGAGCGCCGGCAUGCCGGCCAAGGAGCUCCAGGUAUUCCCGGAAGUGCGGCUCCAUGCGUUCGACUCGUAAAUGCAUGCUGAAGAAGUUACCAGAAGGGAUGGCCACGGACGUAAAGUUUAACGAAUCGCUAGGCUGCAGUGAUCCGCAGACACAUCCGGUCCUGAUCAUCGGCCAACUGCGCCAUCUGAAUCUGCUGAAGUUCAGCCAUCUAGAGAGCAAACUCAGUCCACGCGUCACCGAGGAGACCUUCCUGAAUGCCGUUGCCUGUCUGCAUCCGGCGCCCACCGAUAAGGUGUCCCUCUACCUCGAUGUGGCCACCGUGGCUGCCCUGCCAUUGAAGGCCUCCAGGCACAAUACCGCAUCCCGGGCUCAUGCCAUCACUCGUCUGGUGAAGAACCAUGUGCUGAACGUUUCCGAGGAGAGCGUGGUGCUGGUUUGCGAACGGGAGAAUCUAUUCGCCAGCGCCUGUGCGGUGGUCCGGGCUUUUCCCCUCUAUUCCCGCAAAACGGGCAAUCUGCUGGCUUCCAACCAGCCCAAGCAAAGUUUUGGCUACGGAGAUCAAAGCGAUGGAAGCACGGAUUCAGUACGCAACGUAGUCAAUGUUGAGUUUGUGUUAAUCAACAAGGAUGGCGGCAUUGAGAGCGAACCUUUGACAGAAGACGAACUAAAUUGCCUGAAUGAGACCACCAGAGCAAUUCGACUGACUGCUCGCAUUGUAGAUAUGCCCUGCAACGAGAUGAACGUGGACCACUUCAUUCAGGCAAUCGAAGAUGUGGGCAAGGAGCUGUGCAUCACGCCAACAAUAAUCCGUGGCGAGGAGCUGCGGGAGCGUGGAUUUGGCGGCAUCUACGGCGUGGGCAAAGCUGCGGCUGUGCCGCCUGCCCUCGUUGUGCUCUCCCACGAGCAGAAGGGCGCCCAGGAGACCAUCGCUCUGGUCGGCAAGGGCAUCGUGUACGACACCGGUGGCCUCAGCAUCAAGGCCAAGACCGGCAUGCCCGGAAUGAAACGCGAUUGCGGCGGAGCGGCGGCGAUUCUCGGAGCCUUUUACGCGGCUGUCCAAUGCGGAUUUAAGGAUAACUUGCAUGCGGUCUUCUGUCUGGCCGAGAACUCCGUGGGUCCAAAUGCCACUCGUCCCGAUGACAUCCACACUCUUUACUCGGGCCGCACAGUGGAAAUCAACAACACGGAUGCCGAGGGCCGCUUGGUGCUCGCCGAUGGCGUUUGCUAUGCCAACAAGGAUCUGAAGGCCAACAUCAUUCUCGACAUGGCUACAUUGACUGGAGCUCAGGGCGUUGCAACAGGCAAAUACCAUGGUGCCGUAUUGACAAACUCGGAGACAUGGGAGGCAAAGUCGUUGCAGGCUGGACGCAAAUCCGGCGAUUUAUUGGCGUCCAUAAUUUAUUGCCCCGAAUUGCAUUUCUCGGAAUUUGCUUCGGCCAUUGCUGAUAUGAAAAACUCGGUGGCGGAUCGUCAGAACGCCCAAUCCUCCUGCGCCGGCCUCUUCAUUGCCGCUCAUCUCGGCUUCGAUUAUCCCGGCAUCUGGAUGCACGUCGAUAUGGCCACGCCCGUUCAUUGUGGGGAGCGUGCCACUGGCUACGGCGUUGCCCUUUUGCUGACCCUCUUUGGUGGGCACACUGACUCCAAGCUGCUCCAAUCCAUCGCCCCCACCGACGAGGAGCCGCCCUCGAAGCGCCUGUGCCGCGAUUAACUCAGCCUGCCUUUUCCUGUGCCACGUGCCUGACUGGAUUAACAUGCAUUUCAAUCAUUUUCUUUGUCCAAUUGAGCUCUGGCAUCAGAAGUCACUAUGUGUAGCCGACAGGCAUUAAAAAAUCAAUAUUAUUUAGAAAUACAAGAAGUACGAAAUUUAAA